Camelus dromedarius (Arabian camel) is the source of this 2045-nucleotide messenger RNA. RefSeq names its product solute carrier family 34 member 3 (gene SLC34A3). The transcript is spliced from 13 exons. NCBI's taxonomy places the organism in Eukaryota, Metazoa, Chordata, Mammalia, Artiodactyla, Camelidae. Gene Ontology annotation, cellular component: brush border; apical plasma membrane; vesicle. The coding region runs from base 1 to 1932 and encodes 643 amino acids. The record is from RefSeq and is a predicted model, not a curated record. Gene Ontology annotation, molecular function: sodium:phosphate symporter activity. Gene Ontology annotation, biological process: intracellular phosphate ion homeostasis; sodium-dependent phosphate transport.
AUGUGUGCGCCCAGCGGAUCUUUGACCUGCAGCUGCUCCUACCCUGAGUCUCCUCCCCGAAGGUGCCCCUCACUACCCACACAGAUCUGGACCUGGGCCUGGGUCUGUCCCUGCCUGAAAUCCAUGCCGAAUUCCCUCACUGAUGGCCAGGUCCCCACCCCUACUCUGGACACAGUUGGACUGGUGGACCGGAGUCUGGGAAAUGCAGGGAACUCCGGUUCUGCCCCCAUCUCGGAAGAGGGGGACACGGACCCCUGGGCCCUCCCUCAGCUGAAGGACACUGGCCAGUCCUGGAAAGAGCUCAGCGUGGCCGGCAGGGUGGUCCAGGCAGCCGUCAGCUUCCUCAAGGCAUGUGGGCUCCUGGGCAGCCUCUACCUCUUCGUCUGCUCCCUGGACAUCCUCAGCUCUGCCUUCCAGCUCCUGGGCAGCAAAGCAGCUGGAGACAUCUUCAAGGACAACAUGGUGCUGUCCAAUCCCGUGGCUGGACUGGUCAUCGGCGUGCUGGUCACGGUCCUCGUGCAGAGCUCCAGCACGUCCUCCUCCAUCGUGGUCAGCAUGGUGGCCUCCAAGCUGCUGACCGUCCGGGCAUCUGUGCCCAUCGUCAUGGGCGUCAACGUGGGUACAUCCAUCACCAGCACUCUUGUCUCGAUGGCACAGUCAGGGGACCGGGAUGAGUUUCGGAGGGCCUUCGGUGGCUCCGCCGUGCACGGCAUCUUCAACUGGCUGACGGUGCUGAUCCUGCUGCCGCUGGAGGGCGCCAUGGCCCCACUGGAGAGGCUCAGCGCGCUGGCCCUGGGCGCCACCAGCCUGCAGCCUGGGGGCCACGCCCCCGACAUCCUCAAGGUGCUGACACAGCCACUCACACACCUCAUCGUGCAGCUGGACCCUGAUGUGAUUACCGGCAGCGCCACAGGCAACGCCACCAACAGCAGCCUCAUUAAGCGAUGGUGCCGCACCAGGGGGCAGACGACUGUGGGGAACAGCAGCCACUGCAGAGCGGCCGCUUUCAGCCCCUGCGCAGAGAGGAACAGCUCUGCCGCCGACGAGCGGCUGCCCUGCCACCACCUGUUCGUGGGCGCCGCGCUCACGGACCUGGCCGUGGGCUUCAUCCUGCUGGCCGCCUCCCUGCUCGUGCUCUGCACCUGCCUCGUCCUUAUCGUCAAGCUGCUCAACUCCGUGCUGCGCGGGCGUGUCGCCCAGGCCGUGAGGACGGUCGUCAACGCUGACUUCCCCUUCCCGUUCAGCUGGCUCGGCGGCUACAUGGCCAUCCUCGUGGGUGCCGGCCUGACCUUCGUGCUGCAGAGCAGCAGCGUCUUCACGGCCGCCAUCGUGCCGCUUAUGGGGCUCGGGGUGAUCAGCCUGGAGCGUGCGUACCCCCUCCUCCUGGGCUCUAACAUCGGCACCACCACCACGGCCCUGCUGGCCGCCCUGGCCAGCCCUGCGGACAUGCUGCUCAGCGCCGUCCAGGUGGCACUCAUCCACUUCUUCUUCAACCUGGCUGGCAUCCUGUUGUGGUACAUGGUGCCCAUCCUGCGGCUGCCCAUCCCGCUGGCCAAGAGCUUCGGGGACCUGACCGCCCGCUACCGCUGGGUGGCCGUCGCCUACCUGCUGCUGAGCUUCUUGCUGCUGCCACUGGCCGCCUUCGGGCUCUCCCUGGCAGGGGGCACAGUGCUGGCCGCAGUUGGGGGGCCUCUGGUGGUGCUGGUGCUCCUCGUCAUCCUGGUCACCAUCCUGCAGCAACGCCGGCCAGCCUGGCUGCCCCGAUGCCUGCGCUCCUGGGCCUGGCUGCCCCUCUGGCUCCAUUCUCUGGAGCCGUGGGACCGCCUGGUCAGCCACUGCUGCCCCUGCAAGGCCUGCAGCCCCCCUGAGGCCACGGCCAAGGAGGCCCACUGCUACGAGAACCCCGAGAUCCUGGCCUCCCAGCAGUUGUGAGGGGUGGGCACCCUUCACUCAGCUGACCUCUGGGUGCCCUGGGUGAUCCCAGUCACUGCAGACUUGUGAGUCGCCUGGAUCACCCUCUUUGCAAAUAAACAAGGCAGCACCCA